AGCCGGCCCCGGCGGGACGCGGCGGCGGCACCGGCGGGGAAGAUGGCGGAGCCGGGGGCUGCGCGCAGCCACCCGCGGGCCACAGCUAUUGAUGGAUUUCUAAAAACUGAUGAAAGACAAAGACUGGCAAAGGAAAGAAGAGAAGAAAGGGAGAAAUACCUUGCUGCUAGGGAGCAGCAGAUACUGGAGAAGGAGAGAAGAGCAAAACUUCAGUAUGAAAAGCAAAUAGAGGAGCGCUGGAGAAGACUGGAGGAACAGAGGCAGAGAGAGGAGCAGAAGAGAGCAGCUGUUGAAGAAAAGCGGAGACAAAAGCUUAAGGAGGAGGAGGAACGUUUAGAAGCCAUGAUGCGCCGGUCCCUCGAACGCAGCCAGCAGCUGGAACAGAAGCAGAAGCGAUGGUCGUGGGGAGGAGCACUGGCUGCAGGCUCAGGAGGCAGAGAUGGUGAAUCAGAAAAUACCCCACCCCCUGUUCUAGGUUUAGCUGCCAACACCCUUCCUCCAGACCCUGUGACCUCUACUGCUCCUGCUGAUUCCUUCAAUGCAUGUGACAAACUUUCAGCUUCUACAAUGAAUCUGCCAAAGCAAAUGGAGUCGCCAAUCAGUAAACGCCUCUCGUCCUCCACAGCGGCCAUAACACAUUCCCCUGACAGAGUAUUCCAUAUCUGUCCUCGUGUAGCACCAGCUAGUCCUCUUAAAUCUCCCUACAAGCCUUCCCCCACCCGAAGCACCGACAGGAAGAAGGCAACUUCACCCUCCACUGCCAAUGCCAUGAAAGGGGCACCUGCAGCUGAAGUUACUCAGACUGAGAAGAUAAAGAAGGAGAAGCGACCUGCAACACCUGGUUCAUCAUCUGGUAUGGGAUCUCCUCUGAGAAGGUCUGAUUCUCCUGCUGCCAUGUCCAGAAGAUCUGCUUCCCCUGCAACACCUAAGACAGUUGCAAAGACUUACCCUCAGUCUCCUAAAAACACCAAACAAUAUCCAGCUUCUCCUAUAAAGCAUCGUGCCACUUCCAGUCUCAGCCAGGAAACACCUAAAAAGAAAGCAGAUAAGGAGAAGGAAAAUGCCAGUCACCUGAAGUCCCCAGGAGCACGGGCUGAUGAUGUGGGCCAGGUGGCUCCUGAGAAGCACGUGCCUUCUGCUGGAAAAUCUGAGAACAGUGAAGGGAAGAUCACAGCAGGAACCAGUGAUGCAGAAGAAGCUGCAAAAAUUCUAGCUGAAAAAAGACGACAAGCCCGCCUGCAAAAAGAACAAGAGGAAAGGGAGAGACAGGAAAGAGAAGAACGAGAAAGGCUUGAAAGAGAAGAGCAGAAAAGAAAGGCAGAAGAAGAAAGACUUCGUCUGGAAGAAGAAGCUCGUAAGAAGGAGGAGGAAAGAAAACGCGAAGAAGAGGCAGCUAGAAAAAAGGCAGAAGAGGAAGCCAGGAGAAGAGCUGAGGAAGAGCAAAUGCUAAAGGAAAAGCAAGAAAAAGAGCUCCAAGCCAAACUUGAGAAACAGAGGGAAGAAGCAGAAAUCAAAGCCCGUGAAGCAGCUGAACAGCUUCGUCUUGAAAGGGAGCAAAUCAUGCAGCAAAUUGAGCAAGAAAGGCUGGAGCGGAAGAAGAGAAUAGAUGAAAUAAUGAAGAGAACAAGGAAGAGUGAAACCCCAGAAAUAAAGAAGGAAGAGCCAAAACUGGAGAUCCCCUCAACUUUGAAUGUGGAAAAGCAACCAAAGGCCCUUGUUCUCAACCAGCCAGAGAUCAAUGGAUUGGCAACCUGCCUGAAAAAUAAAAGCUUAGAAAGUGCUGCUUCUGUAAUCCCUUCCCAAGAUGUAGUUGCUAAUGGACUGAAGUCAGUUUCAGGACUUAUUCAGCUGGAAGCUGUUGAUGGAAAAUCUAACAGCAUGGAAGAUUCAGCAGAUGAGGUUCAGUCCAUGGAUGUGAGCCCAGUUUCAAAAGAAGAACUUAUCUCUAUCCCUGAAUAUUCACCCAUGAAUGAACUCAUGCCAGGUGUUUCUUUGGACCAAAAUGGGACGAGUAAUGCCAAGGCUCUUGAAGACCUCUUGGAUUUCACAGGCCAAGCUACCUACUCCAAGAUGUCCAGUGAUACCCUUAGCCUAGAUGACUGUAACAAAAACUUGAUUGAGGGAUUUAACAGCCCGGGACAGGAAAAUACACUUAAUUCUAUCUGUUGACAGCCUCGCUUUUCAGCAGAACAGAUACAGAGGUUACAAUUUCUGGAGGAUAUAUAUCCCUGUGAUGCUACUGGCAGUAAAAUAUGAGCUUGUCACUUGAAAAAGCUUCUGCAGUCCUUGAACACUGGAUUUCAAAUAAUCAGAGCUGAAUAUAACUUGUCUUCCUAGGGAAUAUAUUGAAUAACCGGCUGCUUUUGGUAGAAACCAAUGAUGUAGAGCCUUGAUGUUUCAGGGAAGACAGAGUGUGCAUUAGAAUUUGAGCUUUAGCUGCUAAUAAAGCACUUAUUUCUUCUUUAAUUUAAAAUUCAUCUCAACACUUCACUGUGAUUUUUACCUGUGCAUUUUAUUUUUAAAUAAUUCUUUCCUAAGAUUGAUCAUACAUCCAUUUAGACAUCUUUUUCUUGUAAAUAAUGAUGGGGUUUGCCCACAGUGCAUUGAAACAAAAUAAUAUAAUGUACUUUAGUUUUGUGCCUAUCUUUUUUUGUCUUUAAUAAGGAGUUAUUGGCAACUUUUAUGAGGUGUGUAAUUCAAAACUGUAGCUGAAGAGGCUUGAAAAACAUAGCUGCUGGAAUCAAAAGAGCCUUCUUAUUGACUGUGGAGUGUGGGAACUAUCCCUUUAUGAUGAUGUUGACACUUUUAGUCACUAGUGGCACUUACUGGUUAAUAUUAAUUAGUCUGGGAGCAACUAUCAACUGUGUUUAAAAUCGUAUUUGUGUAACACUUGUAAGCAAAGUAGGCAAAAUGCCAAGUGUAACCCCUUAAUAUAUAUGUAGUAUAGCUGUAGUAGAUCCGAGUGAGUGAUCAGGAGGGUGGCACAUUAACCUUUGAAUAUGCAGACACUUGAUUGAUACCAGCAGGCUUUCUAUCACACAGAGAAGUAUUUUGUCUUCCUGUAGGCUCAACAAAAUGGGAUUUGGUCAGCAGCAAAACAAUAUGUGAGUGUCAGAAACACAAAGGCCAAAAUGCAUGCCAGGAACAGUGGGGGCCCUUAACGUUCUGUAAACAUCUGUGUGGAACAGUCCACAUCAAGAUGGACAAGGUCAGGACGUCAUGUGCCAUACAGUGUUAACUUUAUUUCUGUUGGUGAACCUUUAUGCUAGAUCAAAUGCUGCUUUGAGGACAUUAUGUCCAGUCCCUUAUAAGAAUAAAUUAUAAAUACAACUCUCUUUGGACACUAACACAAAAGACGUGAAAACUUGGGGGGAAGGAGGUGUUUUUCUUUUUUGUUUUUCUUUUUUUUUCCCCACAUGUAAGAGUUCAUAUAGCAUAGAUUGACCUCAGUUGUAGCACCAUUCUUGUGCUCUUAAAAGUCAGCAGUGGGAAAGUAAUCAGUGACAUGAUGUACAAUGCCUAAAAAAAAUCCUACCUACAACAACCCAGCUCUAUUUAUGUUCGUGUACUUCAAAGAAAUAUUUUCUUUUGACUGUGCAGUAAGCUGUAGCAUGGUACUGUGUCUUCCAAAUUAGUCCUUCAUCUAUUUCCUAAAUAAUAAACAAACAGAAACAGUUUGUUUUGCUGUAAUACAUUGUGUUUGACAAAUGUCAUAUUAUAUUUUAUUAUGGUGUCAUUGUAUAACCUGUAGAUUUCUGUAUUUGCAUGACCUGUAUAGCAUGUAUAAAGGUGAAAUACAUUUUCAUUUAUGACUCUAA
Messenger RNA from Catharus ustulatus (Swainson's thrush), 3818 nucleotides. It is a transcript of the gene MAP7D2, whose product is annotated as MAP7 domain containing 2. Gene Ontology annotation, biological process: microtubule cytoskeleton organization. The transcript is spliced from 17 exons. The record is from RefSeq and is a predicted model, not a curated record. Gene Ontology annotation, cellular component: microtubule cytoskeleton. The coding region runs from base 43 to 2169 and encodes 708 amino acids. Lineage: Eukaryota; Metazoa; Chordata; Aves; Passeriformes; Turdidae.